Molecule: messenger RNA, 1930 nt
Organism: Onychostoma macrolepis
Lineage: Eukaryota; Metazoa; Chordata; Actinopteri; Cypriniformes; Cyprinidae
Gene: dut
Product: deoxyuridine triphosphatase
Exons: 7
Coding region: 85-648 (187 amino acids)
Biological process (GO): dUTP catabolic process; dUMP biosynthetic process
Molecular function (GO): magnesium ion binding; dUTP diphosphatase activity
Source: RefSeq, a predicted model, not a curated record
CCUCCGAGAACUACACCGCACAAAAAACUACAACUCCCAGAAUGCAAACAACAACAAAUAUGGCGGAGUAACUUACUGUUGAAGAUGUUGGUUUGGCGCGUUUCUGUGGCCGCUGUUCGCGGUUUAAACGGAUUUGGUCUCGGACGCGGCGCCGGAGUUACAGAAGCGGUUUCUCCGCAGAAGAGAUGCAAGAGCGAUGCGGUGAACGGACACGAAGAGCAGAAGGUGCUAAAAUUCGCCAAGCUGACAGAAAACGCCACGACACCGAGCCGAGGAUCGAACCAAGCCGCGGGAUUCGACCUGUACAGUGCAUACGACUACAGCAUCGAGCCGAUGGACAAAGCUCUGGUCAAGACGGACAUCCAGAUCGCGGUUCCACACGGAUACUACGGCCGAGUCGCUCCUCGCUCGGGUCUCGCCGUGAAGCACUUCAUCGAUGUUGGCGCUGGCGUGGUUGAUGAGGACUACAGAGGGAAUCUGGGAGUCGUGCUCUUCAACUUCAACAAAGAGCCGUUUGAAGUGAAGAAAGGCGACCGCAUCGCUCAGCUGAUCUGUGAGAGAAUCUGUUACCCGGAGCUGCAGGAGUUACAGACGCUGGACGAGACGGAGAGAGGAGCGGGAGGCUUUGGCUCCACCGGCACCAACUGAAUCUGUUACUGUGUUAAAUGUAAUAACAUUUAUACUGUAAUGCUGUGAAACUAUUUCAUGUUCAUUUUUUUUUUAUUUGCGAUUAUCGAAAUAGUUCUUUGUUUAAAAAAAAAAACAUGCACAUAAAUGUAGAAAGUUUUGCUGUUAAUUAACAAGUAGUUUUUCGUGCUGUUGCUCUUUUAAUGUUAUGCUACAGUUUUUGUACAUUCUGGUCAUUUUGACCUGGAGAGGAUUUUCUUUUCCCUGCAUUUAAACUUACCGACUGCUUAUUAAAAAAAAAAAAAAAAAAAUUGGGUUAUUUUUGUAUUUCAUGGGGAUUUUGGUGUUCCCGUUGAAAAAUGACCAGUCUACAUAAAUUGCUUAAAUUUAUUUUUGGUGUAUAUCGAUACCAAAUACCAGACUCAAUCUGAUCAACUUGUCAUCUUUGAAUUGGCACAGGUUUUGUGUCUUUCUGAUUGAUCAUUGAUCUCAGUUUGAGUGAACAUUGUCAAAAUGAUCCACAAAUAAUGCUUUUCACAGUCAAAAACCGAGAUGGAGAAACUGAUUAGUGAAGCCUGUGAUCACUCGGCUCCAAAAAUGUGUUUAAAUGAAAGUAAACAAAUUGAUAAAAACAUGAAAUCCAAGAUUUGGCGAUAUGAUAACAUAAGACUUCCAAGGAGUUAUAUAUAUAUAUACAUACAUAUAUAUUUUUUUAAAGCUGGUAAUUUUUUGACUGGAAACACAAAAUUGGCUAAAGGAUUUCCAUCACUAACUAAAUCUAACCGUGUGUCGCUCAGGAGCCGCUGGGUGGUGUUACAGGACAGUUCAUAAAAACAUCAGACAUGAACUACACCGAUGCAAACCACCUCUCAGUGCCCGCUCACUUUUUAGGUCAAAAUAGGUCACCAAUGAGAUUUGCUUGGGUCCAUAUAUUUUCUUUACUUCAGAAUCUGUGUCUAAAAGGGUAAUAUUUGAUGUAUUUGAGGUCUGAGAUGUGGGAACGCUGAAGAGAGAGGAGGGCAAUUAUUUUGCAUUUUAGGUCAGCAUUGCCGUCUAAUCAGCCAAUAUUGCUUUAAAUAGCCUGAACAGCACUUCAUCUUUUAUAACAUGGGAUUUUGACCAUAUUCCAUCUUGAUUUUUGUAAAAAAAAAAAUUGUAUGUGUGAAAAAUUAGUUUUGGACAUAUAAGGUAAUAAAAAAUAUAUUGUAAAAAAUACCUUAAAGUAACUACAAAUGAGCUUGUAAAACAAAUAUCUUUAAAAUAAACUGUGCAGGGCAUGCCCCCGAGUCACGCAAUCUUCUCA